This is a messenger RNA of Stegostoma tigrinum, 3916 nucleotides long. It is a transcript of the gene caiap, whose product is annotated as CARD- and ANK-containing Inflammasome Adaptor Protein. Bases 183 to 2429 code for a protein of 748 amino acids. Gene Ontology annotation, biological process: regulation of apoptotic process. Gene Ontology annotation, molecular function: protein binding. The record is from RefSeq and is a predicted model, not a curated record. Lineage: Eukaryota; Metazoa; Chordata; Chondrichthyes; Orectolobiformes; Stegostomatidae. The transcript has a single exon.
UCCACUAACGCUAAGUUAUAUCAAUUUAAUGAUGAUUGACUCUCAGCUAUGGAAAGAACUUUGUAUAUUUAACAAAAUGCAGAUAUGUUAAUUGCUUCAAGAUUUGAAUAUUUAUAAGAAGAUAAAGUUUUCUGCUGCCAAUCAACCUAUAUCUUAAUCAGUACGUGUUUUGAUUUGCUAUUAUGCUCAUAAACAGUGCAGGUAUGUAUACAAAUCCAUAUGCAAUUGAGGUUUUGCAGAGCAAGAAAAAAGAACUGAUAGCAGGAAUUAUCAAUACAGAUAAUCUUCUGGACUGGUUGGUUGAGAAUCGUAUCAUUUCACCAGAUAAGAGAAUUGCUGUGUUGAAUUACAAGACACGGGAGGAAAAGAAUUCCAGAGUUCUGGAUAUGUUGGUUUGUUGCGGUGAGAGAGCCUGCAGAAUGUUUUUUUAUCCUUGUCUCAAGUAUUUGGAACCAGCUCUGUAUAAUUACAUCAGAAACUAUGUCAGUAAUGUGUCCGGCAGCUUUGGAAAUGCCAAGAGGCAGUUAGUAGGAUACCUUUUGGAAAGGGAUAAGGAUGAAAUCCCUAAGAACAAACAAAAAAAGGAAGCGAAAUUUGUGCAGAAUAUGGCAACUAAAAAUAAGCCACAUCAGACCCUAAAAAGUGUUAGACUUCUUCAUACCCAAAGUGAACUGACUGAGCUCUACCAAGCUGCAGCAUUGGGAAAUCUUUCUAGUCUUGAUAGUGCUUUUGGAGACAGUCAUGUAAAUGGCGUAAAUGCUUCCAAUGAAACUCUGUUGCACAUUGCUGCUGCUCAUGGAAAUGUUGCAAUUAUUAACUAUUUAUUAAGUAAAGGAGCAAAGCUAGAGGUGAUGGAUAACAAAGGGCAAUCACCUCUCCACCGGGCUGCAGAGAGGGGACACAUAGAUGCAACCAAACUGCUUCUCCAAGCAGGAGCACACAUUUACGCUGAAGAUACUGAGUCCAGAAGUCCAUUACAAUUGGCCGCAGAGAGCAACCAUUUCUCUGUUGUGAAGCUGCUGUUGAAAGAAGAAGUCAGAAAACAUAAAAAGAAUAAAUCCUUUCUGCAUCAGGCUGCUGUCAGAGAUGAAAGCAAAUUAGCACAAACCAUUCUCAAAUGUGGUGCCCUAGUUGACACGAAGGAUGAGAAGAACAGGACUCCGCUAUUUCAUGCUAUUUCCAAAGAACACCUCGAUACUGUGAAGGUACUGCUCAAAUCUGGAGCCAAUGUCAAUGUUGACCUGAUUCAUGCAGCAUUUAAAAGUAAUAACCAAUUCUUGAUUAGGCUGAUCUUGGAACAUAGCAAUGAAAUUAACCCUACUCUCUUAGUUAAUGCACUCUUUAAAGCAGUUCAGAAAAAUCUUUACAGAACCGUGGGCAUUAUCAUUGAACUGGGUAUUGAUGUCAACACCAGAAAUAAUUUGCAAUACACUCCUUUACUGCUGGCAGCAGAACUUGGCCAUGCUGAAUCUGUCAAAAUUCUGAUUGAUAAAGGUGCACGUUUAGAUGAAAGAAUACCAAAUAUGGAUAGUGCACUACAUCUUGCGGUCCAGGUUGGUUCCCUAGCUGUUGCAAAGCUGCUGACUGACCAUGGAAUGGAUGCAAACAUUGUUGGUUCUGAUAACCAAACACCCUUGCACAUUGCAUCGUUUCAUAACCAACCACCAAUGAUAGAAAUGUUGAUAACACGAGGUUCUAAAGUCAAUGCUGUCACAAAGGAAGGAGUUACUCCUUUACAUAUUGCUUCACAACGAGGUAACAGAGAUACAGCAGCAUGUCUCAUCCAACACAAAGCAAACGUGAAUGCUAAAGACAGAUAUAUGAAAACACCCCUACACAUGGCCGCUAUGGUUGGGGAUGCUUCCACUGCAGGUCUACUUCUGUCAAAUCAGGCUGAUGCCAAUGCAGCGAACAUAGAGAAGAAGACACCACUUCACUUAGCUGCUAAGGAAGGUCAUUUGGACUUUGUAUCUUUGAUGUUAACCAGAAGGGCCAAAUUUGCCACUAAAGAUAGAGAUGGUAAUACGCCAAUGCAUUAUGCAGCCAGCAAUAGCCAUAAGAUUGUUGUCAAAGCUCUUUUAUUGGCUGGAAAAAAUAAAAACAUUGAUAUUAAGAACGUGUGGCGGAAAACACCAUUACAUAUAGCAGCAGAGCAGAGUGAUGAGGACCUGAUAGAAUUGCUGUUGAACAGUGGAGCUGCCAUUAAUGCUUUGGAUAGCGCCAAAGAAACACCUCUGCAUUGUGCUUGCAAAUCGGGCAACUUUAACACUGCCCAAAAACUAAUCAACUGGUCUGAAGGUGAAAAACCAAAGCUUCAGUCAACAAAUAGUUUAAAAAAGACCCCACUUCAAGUUGCAGAAAGUGGAGAUACAGAUAGCCACGAACGAAUAGCAACAUUACUGAAAAGGAAAAUGUUGUUAAUUAGAUAAGAAAAGUAAACUCAUAUUCCCUGAUGAUUUAACUGGUCAAUGCAUUAUCUAGUUUGUGGAUUGAGAUUCAUGGACCAGAAUUGUUCCAUUUGCAACUCUGUGCUGUACUGAUCAUAAGCCAAUUUGCAGAGUUGGGGACGAUGUGAUGGAGGGAAUUAGCUGUCAUUCCUGCCUGUAUUUGUCAUCCAUUGACAUUUAUUCAUACAUGUAUGAUGUGAACUUUGGAUCAGAGACAAAAUAAAAGUAGAGGUGAUACUGACUGCCCACUUCAGACUUAUAUGGUUAUCCAAUGCUCACCAUCAAGAUUCACACUCAGUGAGGUACCAAAGGACCGGUGAUAUAUUGAAACCCAGUAUGACAGUAGUUUUUCAAUGAUUCGAAGGGAGGUGUGAUGAGAAACAAAAAUCAUUCUAAAGUAUGUAAUUUAUUGUGGCUCCGAAGAAUGAAACAGAGGGAAAAAUAAGGUGCUUACAAAAAAAAUGUAAAAUGAUCAAAAUAAAAAGUGAAAUUAUCAGUUAUAGAAGCACAAAGAAAUGUCAAAAUUCUGAACUGUGAAACAAUAGUGCGUCUUUAAACAAGUCAACUUAAUAUGGAAUGCAGUGAUGCAAAUUUGUGAAACUGAAUCAGUGUAUUGUUUGAUUAAAAUUCAUUACUGUAGUUUCCCUAUGUUUAUCUUUUCAUGGCCGGAAUCCAUAUUUCAUUUUUUGAGUUCUGUCGUAUGUUCACAUUCUGUGCCUUAAAAAAAUUUAAGAUUGUGUACAAAACAGUACAAUUGCAAUGCAGUAUGUGUGAGCAUGCAUCAGAUUUGGACAAUUGUUGCAAAACUGAAAGCAUUUCAUAGUUUCCUCUUAAUUCUGUGCUUCUCAAACCAAUCAAUAAAAUUGAUAGAAUAGAUGACAAAACUACUUGUAGUUAAAGAAAAAAAAAACUGUGGAUGCUGGAAAUCAGCAACAAAAACUGAAAUAGUUGGAAAAACUCAGCUGCUCUGGCAGCAUGUGUGGAGCGAAAUCAGAAUUAAUGUUUCAGGUCCAGAAGAUGGGUCAACUGGACGCAAUACAUUAACUCUGUUUUCUCUCCACAGAUGCUGCCAGAUCUGCUGAGAUUCUCCAGCGGUUUCUGCUUUUGUUGUACUUUUUAGUAACAUUACUUUUAAAAUCUUCUUACAAACAAUAUUGAGCACUCAGUCAAGAAAAUUUCAAAUCAGGUGAACCAGACAUUUUGAGCAAUCCUUUCUCCUUUAGUUCAGUGACCACAACAGUAGACUCAUAGAUUUCAACAGCUUUGAGCUGGUUGAUAUAUGCCAUGGAUAGUUAAUGCAGUUUUGCUAUCCGUUUCCAUUGAUUACAUCUGCUCCUUGACAAGACUAUUUUUGUCUGAAGUACAUUUUAUUAUAUGUUGUGCACUUUUGAAUGUAUUGUGAUUUUCAUUUUAACUCCGAUACGUGGUUCUUCUUCAUAUUUUGUAAAUUUUUGUGAAUCCUGCAAUUG